CAAAAGAAGAAGAACAAGAACAGUCAUUGCUUUCAACUUUUAUUAGCUGACUGUCUGUGAUCUUCACAAAUCAGAAGCAGAUGACACUGGAGUGAGGAACAUCACUUGUGGUUUGCAUACAGUUGCCAGAUAUUAAAGAACAAUGAUGUGGAUUCCCUGUCUCACAUUCCUUCUGUUGACCCUGUCCACCAUAUGUUUUGGAGACAAUCCCGGGGCCACGGUUCAAAUCACAGACUAUGGCCUAGAAGGUGGAGUGCAAUAUCUAGUGAAUACAUUGAAGUCAAAUAAUACAGAAUACCAGCUACCAAAUGUGACCGGAACUGAAAACAUAGCAAACGAGGACAUGACAUAUGAGUUCACACAGAUGCGCUUGGUAAAGUUUCAUCUUGGAAAUUUGUCUUCACAAUGGUUGCCUGGGACUGGAAUGCGUGUAUCAAUGAAAAAUGGCAAUGCUACAAUAAACUGUAACUGGAAAAUAGACAGCUGGCUAAUAAACGACAGUGGGACAGGUGUGGUGACCUUAACUGGAUUAUCUAUCUCCAUGAUCAUGGGAGUUAGUCGAAUCGAUCCAGGUGUACCAUCUGUACACCUUCUUGACUGCCAAUCAAGUGUUCAAAAUGUUGAUGUCCAGAUGUUGGGUGGAGUUAGCUAUAUCUAUGAGAGUAUAAAAGAAUCCAUUCAAGAUGUGGUACGAAGAGCUGUUGACCAGCAGCUGUGUUCUUCUAUUAGAAAUGAAGCUAAGAAAUGGGAUCAGUGGUUAAGUGAUUUAAAAAUGAAAUUGCCAGUAACUCGUUUAAUGGAGCUUGACUUGUCUCUUGUGGGUAAUAUAGAAGUUACAGACUGCCAUGCUAAUAUAGGAUUAAAGGGCUUUUUCCAAUCACUUAUCAAGUCACAUGGUGAGACUGCUUUCUCUCCAGCACCAAUGACACUCCCAGUCCAGCAUGACGCCAUGUUUUAUGUUGGAGUGUCCCAGGCUUCCCUGGAUUCCCUUAGUUUUGUUUACUACUCUGCUGGAUUUUUUACUUUUGAGGUCUCUCAUUUGGUGGGCUCCAAAGACUUGACAACCUCAGAGUUGGCUGCUUACAUGCCAGAGAUUUCUCAACAUUUUCCAAACCCUGCACCAGUGAAAAUCAAGAUGUAUGCAACAAAGUCUCCACUGGUAUUUCUUCAGUCAAACAAUUUGACUAUCCAGUUUAGUGGAACCUUGCAAACAUAUGUCUAUCCUUCAAAGAACCAAACCGAGAAUCUUUUCAGUGUUAACUUAGUGGUUAACUUACAAACCAAUAUUUCCUUGUCGCAAGCCAAAGGAGCUCCGGGUUUGAAUCUCACAGGUUCUGUGAUCUUAGACCGGUUACAAAUCGAAGGGAGUGAAACUGUCAUUAAAGUAGAAAAGGGGGUCGUGACAGAAAAUGGAGUCCAGCAGCUCUUCCAGGAGAUAGUAUUACCAAAUGUGAAUGAACAAUUAGCAAGUGGAAUUUAUAUUCCCAUCAAGUUCGUGAUGAAGACGUCUUUCCAUGUUAAGCAGGGAUUUGUGAUGUUGGCAGCUGAUCUGAAGUAGUGGUCUACAUGCCUGAUGAUCCAGAUGACAUAUAAUUGGAUGUGUUCUGCAUCUUCCCAGCAAGCAUUGCAUGAUUUUCGCUGAGUGCUACAAGUGUGGGACAUUGUGAUAUGCAUUGUACCCCGGCUGUAUAUAUAGAAUCAUUUUAUAUUUAUAUACCUCAGGAUAUCUUCAUUAUCUACCAUAUUAAACUGAAUAGAAAUGAUGGCUGGACGCUCUUUUUACCGACUCUAAGGGAUGUCCAGCAGCUGCCAUUGACUCUUGAAUAUAUUUGCUUGGCUGUCCUCCAUGUACAUGUUAAUGGAGAAACUGACAUCUUAAAGGGGUUGUCUCAGAUUAGAAAACAGGUCAGAUUUUUUUUUCACAGAAACAGCGCUACUGUUGUACAGGGACUGUGUAUGGUGAUGUCCCUUUUUUUUUCCUCUGCAUAUUAUUUUCACAUGGACCAUUGCCACCAAGUCUCCAUAUACAGCUAGUUCUACCGCCUAAGUUAUGUUUUAAAGGGGUGAUCUCACAAAACGUAUUUAUCUGUUGGAUAGUAGUGUGAUCCAAUUGGUGGGACCCCCAAGAAGGGUCCCCACUCUGAAAAGAGUGUUAGUGCACAUGUUGGUCCACUGCGCCAUUUCCUUUUAGAGGACUAAUGGAGUGCUGUCUGUGUCAGACCCAUAGAAGUAAAUGGAGGGGUGGGCCGACAUGUGCACUACUGCUCCAUUCAGAGAGGGGAUCCAAAUUCGCUUAGAGUCCCAGCUGUUGGUUAAACCACCCCCACCUGGGCAAUCUGACAUUUAUCACCUAUGGGUUGGUGACAAAUACUGUGGGAUAACCCCUUUAAUUGUAUGCUGAGUGAUCUCACAAUAAGGGCUCAUACACACGACCAUGCUGUCUGAAAAACACUUAGGCCGGUCAUGUGCAUUCUGCAAUUUGUGGAACUGAACAGGGUGCCCAUGAUAGAAAUGCCUAUUCUUGUCCCCAAAAUGGACAAAAAUAGCACGUUCUAUUUUUU
Messenger RNA from Bufo bufo (common toad), 2561 nucleotides. RefSeq names its product BPI fold-containing family C protein-like. Gene Ontology annotation, molecular function: lipid binding. The coding region runs from base 143 to 1558 and encodes 471 amino acids. The record is from RefSeq and is a predicted model, not a curated record. Lineage: Eukaryota; Metazoa; Chordata; Amphibia; Anura; Bufonidae. The transcript is spliced from 16 exons.